This is a messenger RNA of Vicia villosa (hairy vetch), 1689 nucleotides long. RefSeq lists its product as uncharacterized. The transcript is spliced from 3 exons. The coding region runs from base 361 to 1167 and encodes 268 amino acids. The record is from RefSeq and is a predicted model, not a curated record. Lineage: Eukaryota; Viridiplantae; Streptophyta; Magnoliopsida; Fabales; Fabaceae.
UCAUUUACAUUACUAUGUGUUAUGGGCCUCUGAUUUUAAAAGGGCUUUCAUCAUUCAUGUACCUUAAAAUGAAGGGUGUGACACGGGUUUGUAAUUUACCACAAUGCCCUCAUAAAACCAAUUUAUGUCACACAACCGGUUCAACAAACAUAAACAUCUUAGGUUAAUUUUUGUUUCUUCCUACCAAUAACUAAUCCAAUAUCAAAAUUCGACUCCUCAAGGGUUGUUCAUUUUUCUUAACCUCUAAAACCUUUUUGUAUGUCACAACCAUAACAAAACCACAUUCAUUAUUUAUUUGUAAUCUACAUUCCCAUUUUUGUCUUUCACUUUCAUUAUCUCAUAAUCAUAUCAAGCUCUCAAAUGGGACAAGACUCAGAUUCCAAAGCCAAGUUGGUGUUAGAUAUUUGUUCCAUUUCCACACGUUCUGUAACAUGUGUUCAUACCAUUCUUUCAAACCCAACCAAAACAACUUUCAUUGACUGGUAUUGCAUUCUUGGAGUAGAAGAAAAUGCAGGGCUCGAUACGAUUCGCAAGAGAUACCAUAAACUUGCCUUGCAACUUCACCCAGAUAAGAAUAAACAUCCAAAGGCUGAAAUUGCCUUCAAGCUUGUUUCUGAGGCAAAUGCAUGUCUAACUAAUGAAGCUACACGCGAAGCUUUUGACUUCGAGAGGUACAAACAUUUCUGCAUCCAGUGCAAAAGAAUUCCAUAUACAUCAGCCAAUGUUUCUGUCAAUUCAAGUAGUUCGGGUUUCAAGGUGUGGAGUAUUAUCGCGAGGUCAAGAUCUUUAAAGUUUUGGAGAAAUAUUAAGGAUAUUAGAGAGAGAUUUAAGGAAGAGGCUAAUGUGAUUGAUAAAUGUUUGAAAGUAAAUUCAAUUUCGAGGACAGAAUCUUCACUCUACAGUCGAGAUAGUUAUCUAGGUAGAAGCGAGUCAGUGCGUAGAUUUGAGAAAGAGACUCCUGUUUUCAAUCCAUCAGAUUACUUGUACCAAGAUUAUCCUCAUAUGAGAGGCCUUGUUAGCAAGAAUUCUUCGAUGUUUUGGUACUUGCGGACGAAUAGUACGCCCCAAAACGAAAAGAGAGGAGCGCGGACUAGUUCUCCGAUUUUUGAGGUCAAAAGAAGGAGCAUGUUUUCAAACCAAUUUGCUUUUGUACCAUCAAGAUAUUAAUUAGCUUUAGAACAUUUUUUACUUUCAAUGGAAGCAAUAUGAUUGUCCCAUUCUUGCUUUAAUCAUCUUUCAUUUUGAAUUUGUCAUGAUACAUGUGACUGAUGAGUUGUGACAGCAAAACUAAAUGAUUAAGAAGCAAUUUCCAUUCCUCUGAACAAGUUGUUACACUUUUCAGAGCAAUUGGUUAAUUGAUGAUUCAAGGUAAACUGCACUGUGAUAACAAGCAAAGAUAUUGAUGCGGGAUGAGAGAUGCAGGAGCAAAAAAUGUAACUAAUGCACAAGAGGUUUGUGAAGAAGAAUGUUUUUGUAAGAGUUCCACAUCGGAAACAUACAAAAUAAAAUGAGGGAAAUUGCGUUUCCUUUUGUUUUACAUGUCCCACAUCGAAAAUGUGAAAGCCUUUGGAACAUUAAUUUUACUCAUUCAAACACCGCUGGUGUGUUUGGCAUAGAACAGGGAGAUUAGUUGAAAAGAUUUACCCUUUUGUUUGGCUGUCAAAUGAAAUAAAGAAAGGAAAAUAUUUA